AUGCUUAUACUCAUCCUCCUCAACCUCUUCACCCUAACAUCCGCCCUCCCCUCACCAUACCAAUACAUCGGUUGCAUCUCAACAGCCUCCGCACCACCCUUUACCCCCAGCCCUAUAAAAGCACCUUUCACAGCACCAGAAUGUCUCAAGUCAUGCUCUUACACCGCAACGCUCAUCGCCAUUGGCUCUGGCUCUUGUCUCUGCGACGCAGGUGGUGCUGCCGCUUCUUUCGAGCUCGUCGAUGAGGCACGCUGCAAUGCACCUUGCACUGAUGAUGGAAAAUGUGGUGGGGAGGGUGUACUCAGCUUAUACCAGCUUUCUUCGGGACGUGAUGGUGACUGCAAGGGGAAGAACGGAACUGUCCCGCCUGUUGUGCCGACCUGUAACGUUUGCGACCACGUUAAGACUCCUGUCCCUACUCCUACGCAGACUCAAGUGGUUGUCACGAGUGUUAUCUGCCCGCCUGAGGGAUGCAGAACUGUUCUUCCGACUCCUGUUACGACACCUGUUGGAAACUCGACUGGGAAGCCGUGCCCAUCCGGAGGAUGCAACGGCAACAAUGGAGGAGGCAGUCAAAAUGGUUCGUCAUCGGGAUCAUCUGGGUCUUCUGGAUCGUCAGGGUCAUCUGGAGAAGGAUCGAAUGAAGCACCGGCUCUUGUGAGCGACAGUCCCGAGCUUUUUACGCCGAGUAUAUUAUCAGCUAUCGCCGUUGUCAUCUCUGGGAUAUGCUUGAUAUAG
Molecule: messenger RNA, 738 nt
Organism: Fusarium coffeatum
Lineage: Eukaryota; Fungi; Ascomycota; Sordariomycetes; Hypocreales; Nectriaceae
Exons: 1
Coding region: 1-738 (245 amino acids)
Source: RefSeq, a predicted model, not a curated record